Suillus subalutaceus is the source of this 1105-nucleotide messenger RNA. Its product is annotated as UbiA prenyltransferase family. The record is from RefSeq and is a predicted model, not a curated record. Gene Ontology annotation, molecular function: transferase activity, transferring alkyl or aryl (other than methyl) groups. Gene Ontology annotation, cellular component: membrane. The coding region runs from base 40 to 915 and encodes 291 amino acids. NCBI's taxonomy places the organism in Eukaryota, Fungi, Basidiomycota, Agaricomycetes, Boletales, Suillaceae. The transcript is spliced from 4 exons.
ACUAUUUAAUGCUGGACAGCAAAAGACUCCAAAUCACUCAUGUCCCGCUUCGCAGCGACCACUUUGCGCUGUGCGCUGUAUCACUUCGAGACUGCUUGGCUUUUCACGAGAUCUGACUUCAAGACAAUAAUUUUCCCCGUGAUGAUAUUUGCAACUGUCGUAUCUCCUCGCCACAACCCGCUAUCCCUAUCUUACGCUCUCUGCUGGCUCUGGUUCCAUCUCUUUCAAUUCAAUGUGUCUAACCAAUCCUACUCUGCUCAUGAAGAUGUCUUGAACAAACCAUGGCGUCCUGUGGCGUCCGGGCGCAUUAGCGUGAAAGAUUCUCGUACAUUGCGCUGGGGACUCAUGUUUUUCUGCUUGGGCCUUUCAUCCCUUUUCAGCUUAAACGUCGUUAUAACCAGUGGAGUUUCCACUGUGCUCCUGGUCAUGUAUGACGAUUUUCAUCUCAGUUACCAUCCAAUUUUCAAGAAUUUGUGCAAUGCAGGAGGUUAUGUAACAUAUGAACUCGGUUGUUUGUUGAUUCUUUCAAGGGAAUCUUCACUCGACGGAACGAGCAUAAAAGCACUUUCCUGCAGCGCGCUUGUCAUAAUUCUGACAGUCCAUGCGCAGGAUUUUGCCGACGUCAAUGGUGAUUGCAGGGCAGGACGACGAACUCUCCCGAUUAUAACGCCCGAAGGAUCUCGUAUCUACAUGCUUUGUGCACUUCCGCUCUUUUCUUUCGCGCUUGCAUCAUUUUGGAGUUUUGGGCCUCUUUCCACUGUUCUUUUUGUUUCUAUGGGUUCUUGGGUCGGAAUUCGCUACUUUCUCUUCCGCGACGAGAUUUGUGACCAGUCAACCUACCGCCUGUAUAACAUAUGGCUCGUAGGCGUUCAUCUUUUGCCAGCUAAUGUGCGCUUUCGUGCGUUGGUGUGGUAGCACCUCAUUGUGUCGUUACCAUGGUUGGGGAAGCAUUCUAGAUGACUUCCCUCACAAAACUGUCAUUUGACUCGAAGAAAACAUCGGUGAUAGGUCACUUUCCAAGGGCAUGGCAUGGGUGCUACUAGUAUAAUAUUUGUGGACUCGAUUUAGGCAUCCGUUUUACAUGCAUCACAACUUUCAAUCUGCU